AUGGAGGGGCCUUCUCCUUCUUCUUGUGCUUCUCUCUUCCAAGAUUAUGACGAUAUGCAGCAGGAUGAGCAGCAGCAGCAGCAGCAGCAGCAGCACUAUCAGCAGCAGCAGCAGCAGCAGCAGCAACAGCUGCAGCAGCAGCAGCAGCAACAGCAGUAUCAGCAGUAUCAGCAGGUUCCCUUCGGGGUCCCUGAAUAUGCAGCAGCACCAACAGCAGCAGCAGCAGCAGCAGCAGCUAAGGAUCCCCUAUUAGCCCAAGGGUUCUCUGGUGUAUAUGCAGCAGAGGAGGCAUUAUCAUCAUCAUUUGCUGCUGCUGCUCCUCUUGUUGCUGCCACCUCACAACAGCAGCAGCACCAACAGCAGCAUCAACAGCAGCAACAGCAGCAGCAGCAGCAGCAACAGCAGCAGCAGCAGCAGCAGCAGGAGAAGGAAGAAGACGAUGAUGACGAGGAAGAGGACGAAGAGUAUGAUGAUGAUGUACCAGUGUUACCAGGUAGCAGCAAAGAGGAUCGUGCUGCAGCAGCAUCAACAGCAGCAGCAGCAGCAGCAGCAGCAGCAGCAUGGCCAUCCCCUGGCCCCUUAACCUUUAAGAUUAAUAUUAUCUAA
Molecule: messenger RNA, 606 nt
Organism: Eimeria maxima
Lineage: Eukaryota; Apicomplexa; Conoidasida; Eucoccidiorida; Eimeriidae
Exons: 2
Coding region: 1-606 (201 amino acids)
Source: RefSeq, a predicted model, not a curated record